CAUUUUCCCAGACACACACACACAUACACAGAUAGACACGGACAAACACACAUUGAGUUUCUCACCAGACUCUUCAGCCACACAGGCAGCAGCAGAGAAGACGAACCGAGUCCUCAGACAACUGGGAGCAACUCUAAAAGCACCACCAUGGGGAAAGGAUGCAUCACAGUUACCAAGUACUUUCUAUUCCUCUUCAACCUCCUCUUCUUUAUCUUUGGAGCAUUGAUCAUGGGCUUUGGACUGUGGAUUCUCUUUGAUAACCAGAGCUUCAUUGCUGUUCUACAGGAAUCGUCACACACUGUGAAAGUGGCUUCAUACAUCCUUAUCGGAGUAGGUUCCCUGUCAAUGGCCAUGGGUUUCUUUGGCUGCAUUGGAGCCAUCUACGAAAUCCGUUGUCUCCUGGGUCUGUACUUCACCUGCCUCCUGCUCAUCCUCAUUGCUCAGGUCACUGCUGGAGUUCUUAUCUACUUCCAAAGAGAUCGGUUGAAACAUGAGAUGUCCAAUAUCAUAAAGGGCAUGAUCAUCAACUAUACUGGCCAGAACAGGACCACAGAGCACACCUGGGACUACAUUCAGAAGACAAUGAAAUGCUGCGGAUGGACUAGUCCAGGCAACUGGUCUGAGAACCUUUUGAUCAAGAACAGCACCCAGAAGCUCUACUCGUGCUCCUGUCGCAACGAUUCCCUGCCUGGCACCGAAGUGAGGAGCGUGGGCCUGUGUGAGCAGCUGUCCUCAGAUCCACCUGUCUAUGAAACGGGCUGCAUAACCAGCGUGGAGAAAUGGCUCCUGGAUAACUGUGGAGUUAUUCUGGGAAUCUGUGUCGGUGUGGCAGUUGUGGAGCUCCUCGGGAUGAUCCUCUCCAUGUGUCUGUGCAAGAGUGUCGUCCAGGAGGAUUAUACCAAAGUACCGAAGUACUGAGCUGAGGACAGAGCAGCUUCACAUCACACACAGAUGGAUGGAGUCUCCCUCUCUCUCCUUGCCUCACAUUCUUAUGACCACACCAACACAAAUUAAGACAGCUGUCGCCACCAUUUGAGCUUCUCAUGUCCUCGCAGCUGUGCAAAUUUCUCACGCCCCACAUAUCCCAAACACACACACACACACACACACACACACACACACACACACACACACACACACACACACACACACACACACACACACACACACACACACACACACACACACACAUACACACACACAUGCAC
This is a messenger RNA of Amphiprion ocellaris (clown anemonefish), 1208 nucleotides long. RefSeq names its product CD82 molecule b (gene cd82b). Gene Ontology annotation, cellular component: membrane. Lineage: Eukaryota; Metazoa; Chordata; Actinopteri; Pomacentridae. The transcript is spliced from 9 exons. Bases 148 to 918 code for a protein of 256 amino acids. The record is from RefSeq and is a predicted model, not a curated record.